AUGGACAAAUGCCCCGAUGAGGUGCUCCUGAAAGUGUGCGCUUGGUUAGAGUUUCAAAGUGUUGCCAAUGUGCGACUGGUCAACAAGCGGUUGGCCGAGGUCGGAGCUGAAGCGCUGGUAAAAAGAGUGCGCUUCCACUGCACCAAGGACUCCCUCAGACGUCUACACGCUAUCGCACAGCACGAUGUUUUCUCUAAAUAUGUCGACACCAUAGUCUUCGAAGGCAAUCUGCUGGCCAGCGUACCCUGCAUCCAUACCUACCAAGCCCACUACGAGCUCGAUCAUCACCAGAGCGAAAGACCGCAACCUCCUUCCAAACAUGCGACUCCCCGUGAGCACAGACUCUACGAACGAAACCUGGCAAAGUUCAACCGCGAGAUUGAGAAAAAGUACGACCGGUAUUUGGAUCUUUAUGACAAACAACAGAAGGUUCUCAAGUCCGCCGCUUAUGCCGACUUCAUUUCGUCGAGCAUGCCAUGUUUCCCAAGACUGAACAAACUUGUCCUUUCAACUGUUGGUCGCUGCAAGCAUGUUCUCUCUGGGAGAUUCCUCGAGUCAUUUACUGCCGAUUGUGCUAUGCCAAUUGAACAGGAUACCAGUUUCACCAAGGACCAGCUGAAACAUCUCCUCUUCCCACAAGGGCGCCCACUCACCCAACUCGCGGCAUUGGAGGUCCAUGUCAUGAGCCCCAAGUUCUUCACCGGCUUUGUACCGGCUGGUCUGAUAUGUCGCGCCUUUCAAAACCUCAAAGUCAUUGACCUCAACUUCCGUCUGGAGAAGGAUGACAGGAUUGGCUUGGACAUUAUGACUGCGGACCGCUGCUAUGCAGAUCUUGCGAAAGGUUGUCUUCGUGACGCACUGAGCGCUGCCCGUGAUUUGGAACAGCUGACGAUUAACUUUGACGACUACGGCUACUAUGGAGCUGUCACCAGCCUGGAAAAUAUUCUCGGUUCAAACGCCUGGCCAUGUCUCUACAUGUUGAAUCUGGAUUGCAUGUCGACCACGGAGGACUAUUUCCUAAGCAUGCUGAAACGUCAACCAUCUUUGCUCGAUCUCCGACUAGGCUUCAUGACCCUCGAGCAAGGUCGCUGGCCAAAUGCCACCAGGCGGAUGCGAAAAAGUUUGGACUUGAAGAACUUCAUGGCAAGUGGUAUCCUUGAAGAUCCGGACCAAAUGUUCCCAAUGCAUCUUCUAGACACGGAAGCGUACGUAGAGGAACACCAUCAUUUCACAUUGGCCGACGCUGUUGGACUCUACGUGACCGACGAAUUUCGUAACGCCGAGGAGGAGGAUUACCACCCGAUGCUCGAUGACGAUUUCACUGACGAAGAAACCUUACGGGAGGAAUACGGACCAUUCGCGGAGGACGAAGAAUUUUCGGACAUGGACUGCAGUGACUAG
Molecule: messenger RNA, 1401 nt
Organism: Fonsecaea nubica
Lineage: Eukaryota; Fungi; Ascomycota; Eurotiomycetes; Chaetothyriales; Herpotrichiellaceae
Exons: 1
Coding region: 1-1401 (466 amino acids)
Source: RefSeq, a predicted model, not a curated record